Fonsecaea nubica is the source of this 2187-nucleotide messenger RNA. RefSeq lists its product as hypothetical. The transcript has a single exon. The coding region runs from base 1 to 2187 and encodes 728 amino acids. The record is from RefSeq and is a predicted model, not a curated record. Gene Ontology annotation, biological process: regulation of transcription by RNA polymerase II. NCBI's taxonomy places the organism in Eukaryota, Fungi, Ascomycota, Eurotiomycetes, Chaetothyriales, Herpotrichiellaceae. Gene Ontology annotation, molecular function: RNA polymerase II cis-regulatory region sequence-specific DNA binding; DNA-binding transcription factor activity, RNA polymerase II-specific.
AUGGCCUCGACGCGUCAACAUCCCUUUGUACAGAUCUAUCAGGAUCCCAUGCCGCUUCCGUCGAACAAUAUCUCACAUCUCAGCCGAAAUCGACCGCGUCUGCAACCUUCGGCUAUGCCUUUGCAGCCACUCAGAAACCCGCCAGCCGCUCACCCACGCCCAGAGGUCAUCCUCAGUGCCCCAAUGGCACCAGGCCAACAGUUAUCCCCUCUCAAGAGCACACCCUUAUCUCCUCAGCCACCUUACUACGGAGACCUCAACUAUGUUGCGAUCCCUCCGCCUAUGACGGCAAACCAUAUGUACACUGACUCGCCGGCGAAGAGACAUGCUAUUCCAUCCAGCCAGCAGUAUCGUCCUGUCCAAAUGGCACAGCCGAUGUUUACCACCUUCGACAUAAAACUUGAUUCAUAUGACCAGGAAAACUUCGGGAUGCCAACUACGCAAGAUAAUUUCGUUGACUUUCCAGAGCCCUCAUACGUCCGCAAGCAGCCCCUAAAACGAUCAUACUCGGAAGCGCAGAUGACCAACGACCGCCCUUUCAAGAAGCCUCGACAGGAAGAUGAAUCCGUCUUCCAGCUACCUAACCCGGAAGAUAUGCCUCCGGUCGAGGAUGAUGGAAAUAAACCUGCCUACAGCUAUGCUCAGAUGAUCGGAAUGGCUAUCCUUAGAGCACCAAAUCGGCGGCUAACUUUGGCGCAAAUCUACGACUGGAUCUCGACUACAUUCACCUAUUACCGAGAAGACACCAAGCAAAGCUGGCAUAACAGUAUCAGACAUAACCUAUCUUUGCACAAAGCUUUCACUAAGCAAGAGAGGCCCAAGGGCGAUGCCGGAAAGGGAAGCUAUUGGGUCAUUGAGCCAGGGAUGGAGUCGCAGUUCAUCAAGGAUAGAAAUCGCAGAGGGGCCAAUAUCACCCACAUGACGAUUAAUGCCAAUGCGAUGCGUCCCGAGCCUCAGAAGAUUGCCCAGCAGCUCUCGGACGCGCUCGCACCGAACCCCUUCCUUGGUCAAUCCAGCGAACCACCCCGCCCUCAGACAGCUCCUGCCCUUCCGGAACUCUCAUCAGAUGCCACUCUUCCCGCCUCAGACCCCGCUCUGAACGAGCAUGAGACUGCGGAAUUUGAAGACACCGGCGCCGUCACGGCUCCAAAGUCGUCUCCCCCAGAUGCCAUUAAUUCUUCGCCACCCGUGGUUGCGCCUCAUCAUCAACGCGCGAUCUCUUCGCCGCCCACACGACAGCCGCGCCAAUCUGUAUCUCAUCGACAGAACCCAAGUCUUACCAAGAACGAUGACAGCGGAUACUUUUCGUCCAUUGAGUCGUCUGCUCUGCGGCCGAACAAGAAUACCGUGAUGCUCACCUCGGAACUGGACAUUGAGCCUAUGAGGAAGAAGAGAGGUCGCGCCGAAGAGGAGAUUGUGCGAAUCAGAAGCUCCUCGCAUGAUCUGACCCCGAGCCAUGGGAGAUUCCGGCCAUCCACGGCGGAGGGUGCUCAGUUGUCGUCCCCCGUUCGUGUCAGCCCAGCGGUGAACCAGAAUCCGGUGACUCCUGCUGUUAUCUUCAAGAAACCCGCACGCCCUCCUCCUUCAGUGUCUCCAAACACGCAGCUUCUCCUGCAUCGCAAAGCAAUGCGCGAGUUUGCCAACUCACCGAUCAAAAGCUCUGGACUCUUUUUGCUAGAAGAGGCAACAUACAGUCCUCUCCGGUGGACGAGUCUGGCGCCAUCGUCAGCCUAUACCGAGGAAUCUUUUGAAAUCUUUUCUGAUCCGGCGCUUGGUUUUACCCCAGGCACACCAUUAUGUGCCUCGUCACCAUUGAAGGGAUCUGUCUCUCGCCCAACCUAUGGUCGAUCAGCAACUUCUACCAAUAUCCUAACGGAUGUGCUUGGCAGUGCCCAGAAUCGCAACACCAAAACCCCAACCCGGAGCUCUCUUCUGCAUCCCCGCGUACGAGCUACACAAAGUGGGUCGCCAUUGAAAGCUUCCGCUUCGCAUGGCUCCCUCUUCGAUACACAAGAUGAUCUGUUUGACUUCAAGUCAUUCGACAACGACAACUCGGAUGACAAUGACGAGGGUGUCGAUAUCCUUCAAGGAUUUGGAAAGAUUGGUGGAAAGUCGGCGAACGCGACCACUUCCACUGGCCAUUCCCGUCGACCUUCUCUGGGUCGCAGCCUUACUUCACGCUUUUGA